Messenger RNA from Leptinotarsa decemlineata (Colorado potato beetle), 4350 nucleotides. RefSeq names its product peroxidase. Lineage: Eukaryota; Metazoa; Arthropoda; Insecta; Coleoptera; Chrysomelidae. Gene Ontology annotation, molecular function: peroxidase activity; heme binding. Gene Ontology annotation, biological process: response to oxidative stress. The record is from RefSeq and is a predicted model, not a curated record.
GUUACGCCACUGUUUCAAUGUAAUAUGUACCAGAAGUGACAGAGAUUUACUAAUCACGUAUCUUGUUGCAAGAAUUUUCUAAACAUUUUCGAAUUUAGGAACCAUAACAAACGUUAAAAUUCGUAGAAAUAUUUGAGAAUUGACGAACCCAUCGAUUACCUGCAAAAAAGGUUGGAGUCUACAUUAUUCUCGGGGGUAGGUUCUGACACCGUUGGUUCUGACGAUAUUAUACCAAAUAACCAUAAAUAUAAUAUUCUUUGGCUGCAGUAUCCAUCCACCAUCCCUCACUGAUGGACUCUAACCCCUCCCUCAGUUCUGAAAGUGCAGCGUUCGAGUGAGGACGAGCAAGAUUCGAAAUGUGUAUAAUGGCCAAAUUAGAACUCUACAUUUAUUUGAUGUCCUUCUUGAUAUAUGGAUACGCUACUCUCCAAUCAUUACUGUUGCUUUCUAUGGUAGUUACUUUUGGAUGUUUCUGUUACUGUUUCGUAAAACGAAUACUUCACUGGCAAUGGCUUGGUGUCAGGCAAACUUUUCCCAUAUAUAUUUCGGGAAACAACCGGGAAUUCCAAAUUGAGAAACAAAAUUAUCCGGACCUAAUUAUCAGAAGCUACAACCAAUGUCGGGACGCAAGAUUCCGUAGAAUAUGUUUCGAAUAAUCACAUGGAACGUCAUUUUUACAAUUUCGUUCUCACACACAAAGGGAAAUUGUGCAGGAGGUGAUAUUUUUGAAAAAGAUGCAUUUUUCAAUGGAUACCACAUAGAAAAACCCAGUUCCGGUGCUUUUCAGUAUUUUUCAAAUCCAUUGAAGAACAGUGGUGGAAGUUUCAAUAUUCCAUAUCAAUAUCCGUUCAUUAACAACCAGCUUGACACAUUUACCCCAACAAACGUGAGGCCACCUGGAUGUGGAACGCCCCCAGAGUCCUGUUCAGAUACAAAAUAUAGAUCAUAUGACGGUUCCUGUAAUAAUUUGAAAAAUCCAGUCUCAGGAACUCCCAAUACUCCAUACAACAGGUUAUUACCAGCCAAUUAUGAAGACAGAAUCAGCAACCCACGUCUUGCCAAAAGUGGUAGAGAUCUUCCUCUGGCACGAUCUGUGAGUCUUCUUCUUUACCCCGACAUUCCCGUGGAAGAUCCGUUGUUCACGUUACUUGCAAUGCAGUUUGGUCAAAUUAUAACCCACGAUAUGAGUAUGACUGCUGGUGUCCCACAAACUGGAAUCAGCAACCCACGUCUUGCCAAAAGUGGUAGGGAUCUUCCUCUGGCACGAUCUGUGAGUCUUCUUCUUUACCCCGACAUUCCCGUGGAAGAUCCGUUGUUCACGUUACUUGCAAUGCAGUUUGGUCAAAUUAUAACCCACGAUAUGAGUAUGACUGCUGGUGUCCCACAAACUGAGCAUUACAAGGCAAGAUGUUGUUCACCAGAUGGACAACUCUUAGAAUUAGCCAAUGUACCAGAACACUGUUUUCCAAUAAUUGUGCCAUAUAAUGACCCAUAUCAUUCUCGUAAUGGAACCAGGUGCAUGAGUUUUGACAGAACUAUAACCAACAGGGACAGAAGAUGUGUGGGUGGUUCUGAACCAGCUGAACAGCUGACAUCGGUCAAUCACUAUUUGGAUCUGUCCAUUGUUUACGGUAAAGAUGAUGAGGAAAAUCAUCAACUGAGAAAUUUUGAAGGAGGUCGUCUGAGAGUGGAAAAGAGAGAAGGUCACCAGUGGCCUCCCAGGGCCGUGAACGCAUCUGGAACUUGCCGUUUGAAGAAACCAAGAGAUGCUUGUUAUCUCGCUGGUGACACCAGAGUCAAUCAAAAUCCCCAACUGACGCUUCUCCAAAUCGUCCUCCUCAGAGAACACAACAGAAUAGCCGACGUUCUUUCCAAGUACAAUCCCCACUGGAAUGACGAGACCACCUUUCAAGAGGCAAGAAAAAUCAACAUCGCCCAGUACCAGCAUAUUUCAUAUUAUGAGUGGCUUCCAAAUUUCAUAGGUUGGGAAAAUUCUUUAAAAAACAGAAUAAUAUGGAACACCCAAGACUUCGUGACUGAUUAUGAUGAGAACAUCGAUCCAAGGGCGUUGAAUGAACAUUCCAAUGGAGCAUUUAGGCAUUUUCAUUCGCUGAUAGCUGGUCAGUUGCAUUUGGUUCACGAAAAGAGAUAUUCACAAGGAAGUGUCCGUUUAUCUGAUUGGCUGGUUGAUCCCGAGAUUGUGGAAAACAAAUUCGAUGAGUUAACACGUGGUCUAACCACUCAACUUCAAUUUGCAUCUGAUCAGUAUCAUGAUAGCGAAAAUGUGGAAAAACUAGCCUCUUUGUAUGAAACUCCUGAUGACGUGGAUCUGAUUGUCGGUGGUUCCUUAGAGAAAAAUGUUCCAGGGACACUCGCUGGGCCAACUUUUCUCGGAAUACUCACAGAACAAUUUUAUAGAACUCGUACUGGAGACAGGUUUUGGUACGAGAAUCGCAACGAAAACACUGGUUUCACGUUGCAGCAACUCCAACAAAUUCGUAAAGCUAGCAUAUCGAGAUUACUGUGCGAUAAUGGACAUCAACUGGAAACUAUGCAACAAAGAGGUUUUGAGCGAAUAUCUGAGAGGGCCGAUAAGAAUGUGGAAAAACUAGCCUCUUUGUAUGAAACUCCUGAUGACGUGGAUCUGAUUGUCGGUGGUUCCUUAGAGAAAAAUGUUCCAGGGACACUCGCUGGGCCAACUUUUCUCGGAAUACUCACAGAACAAUUUUAUAGAACUCGUACUGGAGACAGGUUCUGGUACGAGAAUCGCAACGAAAACACUGGUUUCACGUUGCAGCAACUCCAACAAAUUCGUAAAGCUAGCAUAUCGAGAUUACUGUGCGAUAAUGGACAUCAACUGGAAACUAUGCAACAAAGAGGUUUUGAGCGAAUAUCUGAGAGAAAUCCACUUGUGAGAUGCGACACCCUGCCUUCAAUCGAUCUAUCUCUAUGGAGAGAACAGCAAUUCAACCCUGGAGGUAUUCCUUUCAUGCAGCCAAGAAAUUUCAUCUAUUGAAGUGAAUAUCAAUCUGAACUCCCUUAUCUAUUUGGAAUAGAAUUCAGGGAGAUGAAAAAUGUUAUACAGUGCUGAGGUGAUUAUUCCACCCCUUUUAACUUUUGAAAAGGACAAGUUUCCAAAGUUGAACAAAAUUAACUUGAAAUUGUUUCAUUUUCAGUACUUUUUCAUACAAACCACAAUAGUACUUCUUUGGGGUCCUAUGAUAUUUCAUUAGAUGGUAUUUCAAUUAUAUAUUCAACAUUUUCUCAUUUUUUGAAAUCAGGUCAGCCAAUCUUGAGUGAUUAGCAGUUUCGUUUCGAAGAUCUGCAAAUAUACGAUGAAUAUUAUUUGAAAAAAUGAAUAUUUUCAAAAUGUUCAUCUACUUUCUGACAAUAAUGAAGUUUGUAUCUAAAUAUACGAAUUCAUUUCUCUUAUUAUGGAAUGUUUCUAAAAUUAUUUCGUUAGGAUCACAUCCUUCAGAUAUCACAAAUACUCAUAGAAAAUUCAAAAGUGUCAUAUCAGGUGAUCUACCGGGUCAUUCUAGGGGGCCUAUUCUUCGGUUUGGAUAAUUGACAUACAGUCAUCGCCAAACCGAUCUUACCUUGAUGAAACGUAACAUCAGUUGAAAACUCACUUGGGUUGGACUUCCACGGCCGGAGUAAUGAUUGAAGAGAAUAAAAUCUGGGAUGAUAGGGAAUGGUCGAGUGGAAAUGAAAGUACCAAAAAUUUCAUCUGCUAAAUUUUAUCUGCUAGUGUGACAGACAUAAGCUGUAGAAUGUGCAAGAUGUAACGUGCGUCCUCGCAGUCAAUGCAUAAACUAACGUUGAUGUAUGUCGCAGUACCAGACGAAAGGUUUGUUACUACAAGUUCCGUUCUAUCAUGACCUAUCAGCCUGGAUUUGAUUCUCUUAAUCAUUUGGGUUUGUCGAUACGAGGCCUCUAGAUGUUUUUGAGGAGAUGUAUGAUAUGUGAAGCCGCAGUUAAUUUUCAGAACUCGUGGAUAGGAGGUGCUUACACCAUGAACAUUGCAUAUUGUAGGAAAUAAAUUUGUAAACAGACUUCAUUAUUAUUAGGAAGCGAUUGAUAUACAUUCUGAACAUUCUUUGGAAUGAACUGAAGAAAUUUUAGAAAACACCUAUCGAUCGGGAUACCACAAGACUCCUCUUUCAAUUUGAUAAUAAAAGCUGGACUUCAAUAUCUCGUUCGGAAGUCAAGAAGGGGGUAGACUAUUCACGUCAUCACUAUAUAGAUUUUAUCUUUCAAAUGGGCUGUUUUUCGUAUUUUAUUGUUAUCACUGAGUUUGCUAUAAUUGUUAUUGUUAUAUUUUUAAUAAAACAUAUUUUUGAUACACUA